GCUUCCGGUAGUCCUGGUGGACGCGUCUGGUUCUUGUAGUGUGGUCGCGGUGGUGGAGUUUGCGGAGCAUUUCUUUGACCUCAGGAGGCAUGUCGGCGGCUUUUCGCAAGGCAGCCAAGACCCGGCAGCGGGAACACCGAGAACGAAGCCAGCCUGGCUUUCGGAAACGCCUGGGUUUGCUAGAGAAAAAGAAAGAUUACAAACUCCGUGCAAAUGACUAUCAUAAAAAACAAGAUUUCCUCAAAGCUCUCCGGAAGAAGGCUCUUGAAAAAAAUCCAGAUGAAUUCUACUAUAAAAUGACUCGGGCCAAGCUCCAGGACGGAGUUCAUAUUUUCAAAGACAACAAGGAAGAAGUGACAGCAGAGCAGCUAAAACUGAUGAGAACUCAGGACAUCAAGUACAUAGAGAUGAAGAGGGUGGCGGAGGCGAAGAAAAUUGAAAGACUGAAAUCAGAGCUCCACCUGCUGGAUGUCCAGGGGAAGCAACAGAAUAAGCACGUGUUCUUUUUUGACACCAAAAAGGAAGUUGAACAGUUUGAUGUUGCGACUCACUUGCAGACGGCCCCAGAACUACUCGAUAGGGUCUAUAAUAGACCCAGAAUAGAGACCUUGCAGAAGGAGAGAGUGAAAGGAGUUACCCCUCAGACUCGCCUCAAGCGGAUAGCCAAAGAACGACAAAAGCAGUAUGACUGCUUGACACAGCGCAUCGAGCGGGAGAAGCAGCUGUUUGUUGUUGCCCAGAAAAUCCAGACACGCAAAGACCUCAUGGAUAAAACUCAGAAAGUGAAGGUGAAGAAAGAAACAGUGAACUCCCCAGCGAUAUACAGAUUCCAGACUCGCCGGAAACGUUGAUGUCUUAAAAAUCAGCCUCAGCAGUCUGUAUGGAAAAGAAUUCUUGAACCGUUUUCCUCCUUUCUUUUGUAAUAACUUCAGAUUUUAUUAGUCCAAAGGCUCGGUCUUCCUCUUCUGUAAUCAUGGCUUACUGUCAACCCAGUACUUGACAUCUUUCUAUGAAAAUAGUAAAGUCCCUCCCCAGUGUUAUUGUCUCUGUAUUGAUGAACUGAGCCUCUUAUAUAAGUACUUAUGUUUGUCUAGGAGAGUUAUAUAAUCUCAUGUAACAAAGUAGAAAAUAGAUGAAUACAUUCCAUUCUCAGUAUUAAGACAACUUAUCUAUUCCAUAGCAGGACCUAGGGCUACUGAUGUGAGCGGCUACUGAAGGCAUUCUGGUUUAUGUUCCCCGUUUGGGAGAGUUAUACAUUGGCUUUGUUUAUAAUUUUGUUUUGUCAUUCUCCUUCUAGUAGAUUUUAUUCUAAUUUUUAAUUAAAUCAUUAGUUCUAUUCCA
Molecule: messenger RNA, 1341 nt
Organism: Rattus rattus (black rat)
Lineage: Eukaryota; Metazoa; Chordata; Mammalia; Rodentia; Muridae
Gene: Utp11
Product: UTP11 small subunit processome component
Exons: 8
Coding region: 90-851 (253 amino acids)
Biological process (GO): rRNA processing
Cellular component (GO): small-subunit processome; nucleolus
Source: RefSeq, a predicted model, not a curated record